CUCCCCUCUCCGUCUUAUCUGUUGUAGGAUUUCUAGAGCGGAGGCCUACCCGCAGAGGGCUACGAUAAGGACGAUGCGACCGGCGGCGCGAAUUCUCCGCAAUCCUCUCGCGAUUAAAGAUCAGCAGAAAGACGUUUUUGCAUACGUGCGUGCAAUCUCUUAGCGAUUGACGGCAAGGGCAAGCGCCAGAAAGACGUGCGAGUUUGGGACAUUGCAGGCAUAAAUGGCGUCGGAAGAUUUCGAAUCCCAGGAGAAUGAGCUGCUGGCGCUGAGUAGUAUAUACGGGGAGGAUGUAUUUCUUCGGGCUGAGACUGUUUUGGGAGGAGAGCUGCGGAUCUUCUUGGAUCUACCUGCGGGCUUCACUGUGCGAGGCACACACAUCAAGACAGGCAGCGGAGGUACUGGGCCGGGUGAAUGCGUUGUGGUGCAGCAUCUUCCUCCACUGGUGAUGAAUUUUGAGCUGCCUUCCGACUACCCUUCAACAUCUCCCCCACAGUUCACAAUAUCCUGCAAAUGGCUGUCGCGCGAGCAGUUAUCAUGGCUUUGCCACACAAUGGAUGAGCUAUGGCAGGAAAACAGAGGCAUGGAAAUCUUGUAUACUUGGUCACAGUUCUUGAAGGAAGACACAUUGGAUUUUCUCAGAAUUGCUCCACCCCUGGAAGUCAAGUCCAUUGCCGGUGGAACGACACGCAAGCGUGAUCAUGGCAAGACGGUCAGGGCAGAAGCGGGGCCCGAGGACCUCGUCAAAACCGCAGCAGUCGACGGUGGGCGAGCGGGUCUAUCGCAGCCACCAGCCGCGCACGGUGAGGCGAAGCGGCACAAACGGGUUCCCGGCGACGUGAGACUGCUGGACCCACGGGCCAUCCAGACCUGUGAGUCCUGGUCCUCGCUGUACGGUGAGCUGCUGGAUUACGACCAGGCGCAGAGGCAGAAGGUGUUCUCGGCCCGCGUGUUCAGCUGUCACAUCUGCCUGUGCGAAAAGCUGGGCUCGUCAUGCGUGAACCUGAGCGGCUGUGAGCACGUGUACUGCCGCGACUGCCUGAGUGCCUACUUCCAGCUGCAGAUACAGGAGGGCAAUGUGCACAGCCUCACCUGCCCAGAGCCCAAGUGCCAGACAGUUGCUACCCCAUCUCAGGUAAGAGAGCUGGUGGGAGAGGAGCUGUUCUCUCGCUACGACCGCCUGCUGCUCCAGUCCAGCCUAGACCUCAUGGCUGAUGUGGUGUACUGCCCGCGCACGAGCUGCCAGACCCCUGUGCUGCUGGAGCCUAACAAAACCAUGGGCCAUUGCCCCCAGUGUAAAUUUGCGUUCUGCAAUGUGUGCAGGCACGCCUACCACGGCAUCUCGGCCUGCAUCAUUAAAUCAGAGAACCUCGAGAAUAUCCUCAAAAAGUACAACAACGCGGACGCCGCAUCCAGGGCAUUCUUAGAGCAGCGCUACGGCAAGCACACGAUCAAGCGUGCCAUUGAGGAGGUGCACUCCAAGGACUGGCUUGCCCAGAAUGCCAAGGCCUGCCCACGCUGUUGCACAAACAUCCAAAAAGUGGAUGGCUGCAAUAAAAUGACUUGCUCUAGCUGCCAGCUCUAUUUCUGCUGGCUCUGCUUGAAAGAGCUGUCCCGCGCGAACCCAUACAGCCACUUCAACGAAGCCCGCUCACCUUGCUUCAACAGGCUCUUCCAAGGAGGAGAAGGGGAUGAUGACUUCUUCCUUGAAGGAAGCGACAGUGACGAAGAUGAUGGCGAUGACAUUAAUGACGAAGAGAAUUUUGCACAACUUCUCAGGGCACUGUGAAAAAAAUUCUGUAUUUUAUCAUCAGGCAUUGUCAAUCCACUGCUGGACGAAGACCUUCCCACCCUCUUGCCAUCACCCUUGUUCCAGUGCUGCGAGGUCAUGAGAGUAUUGGCAUGCCACUCCACGUAAAGAAUUUGUACACAACAUGUGCAUUGUAGUGAUAAAUUAGGAUUGUAUAUUGUUGACUUAUAUUUAAGAGAAACUUGUCAUAGGCAAGAGGAAAACACUUUCCGGUCUCGGAGUACAAAAAAUUAAGAAACUGUUGGUUGUUCCAUCAUAUUCUUUGGGUUUUUUGGGAAAGUCACGUAGAUAGGUUCAAGGAAAAUAACAAAAAAAAUUAC
Molecule: messenger RNA, 2130 nt
Organism: Petromyzon marinus (sea lamprey)
Lineage: Eukaryota; Metazoa; Chordata; Hyperoartia; Petromyzontiformes; Petromyzontidae
Gene: RNF14
Product: ring finger protein 14
Biological process (GO): protein ubiquitination
Cellular component (GO): mitochondrion; cytosol
Molecular function (GO): ubiquitin-protein transferase activity; protein binding; zinc ion binding
Source: RefSeq, a predicted model, not a curated record